GUCAUGUUCAUGUCUGCGCGCCGCAACGAAGCGGUGAAGUUAGCUGACUGCUUGGAAAACGGCGAAGUCAUUUCCAACCUUUUGCAAAACAGUGAAUAUUUUGAACAACCGAAACAAUGUCGGCAAGAUACGAUAGAGCGAUCACGGUAUUUUCUCCAGAUGGGCAUCUGCUUCAAGUGGAAUAUGCUCAGGAAGCUGUCAAGAAAGGCUCAACAGCGGUUGGUGUGCGUGGCGCCGACGUAGUAGUUUUAGGCGUUGAGAAGAAAUCUGUCGCUAAAUUGCAAGAAGAACGUACAGUGCGCAAAAUAUGUCUUUUGGAUGAUCACGUAAUAAUGGCUUUUGCAGGUUUGACUGCUGAUGCAAGAGUAUUAAUCAACCGUGCACAAGUUGAAUGUCAGAGUCACAAGUUAACUGUAGAAGAUCCUGUUACUUUAGAAUACAUUACGAGGUAUAUUGCAGGAUUAAAGCAAAAGUAUACACAGAGCAAUGGCCGUAGACCUUUUGGUAUAUCCUGCCUCUUAGCAGGAUUUGAUUAUGAUGGUUCACCACAUUUAUAUCAAACAGAACCGUCAGGAAUUUAUUAUGAAUGGAAGGCAAACGCAACAGGUCGUAGCGCUAAAACUGUACAUGAGUUUUUGGAGAAAUAUUAUACUACAGAAGAAGUUUCGACAGAAAGGGGUUGUAUAAAAUUAGCGAUCAGAGCGCUACUCGAAGUUGUCCAGUCUGGACAAAAAAAUCUGGAAAUAGCUGUAAUGCGACGUGGGCAACCACUGCAGAUGUUAGACACAGACACCAUAGGUGAAUAUGUAACAGAAAUCGAAAAGGAGAAAGAAGCAGAAGCGGAAAAGAAAAAACAGAAAAAGUGAUGCCUUUGUACCCCAUUGUGCAUUUCUCUAUCAUUAUUAAUUUUUCUUAUAAAAUAAAUAUGCUACAAAUAGGAAGAAGACACACAAAACUCGAUAAAAUUGUGACUUUUUUUAUUCAUACCAUUUACUUUCACAAAACUAUGUGAAGUGUGUAUACAAAACUACUAAUGUUUUAAAAUUGACAAUUACGAUUAUGGAAGAUGAUCGUAAUUUGCUGUCAGCUGUUUUCAGCAAUAAAUAAUUUCAUAUCUGUACAUACAUCUAACUAUUCAGUGUUAAUGUGUAUGUGAAAAUGCUUUCUUUUAUAUAUUAAAUUCUUUUAAAAAAGUGGUA
Molecule: messenger RNA, 1199 nt
Organism: Linepithema humile (Argentine ant)
Lineage: Eukaryota; Metazoa; Arthropoda; Insecta; Hymenoptera; Formicidae
Gene: Prosalpha4
Product: proteasome alpha4 subunit
Biological process (GO): ubiquitin-dependent protein catabolic process; proteasomal protein catabolic process
Cellular component (GO): proteasome core complex; proteasome core complex, alpha-subunit complex; nucleus
Source: RefSeq, a predicted model, not a curated record